UGAACGAUUUUGAUCAGAAAGCGUCAAUUAGACACAGAGCAGAAAAUAAACAAAUAUUCCCACGCUCAUUUCCUCAUGAAAUUAAUGAAUUUUUAUACAAAGAAAAGACAGUGAUACUUAUUCUGUCACUUUACUUACUUAUUAUGAGUGUUUAUCCGUAAUGUCUUUUCUUGACGAUGAGGAUAAAUUGAUAGCAGCAUGGCAUAAAGCGUUUGAAAGGUGCACCGAUGUAGAUUUGUGGGGCCAACCACUGGAAGCAAUUGAUGGAUAUCAGAGACUUUCAAAACAACUGCAGCAAUGUUCAAAUGUGGACUGUCAAAUUUUCACUGAUGAACAAAAAAAAAUUCUUUCAAAGAUAUCUAUUUGCUUGGAUCUGAGAUGUAAAGCAUUGCAGAAUCCAGGAAGUAUUGAGGGAAUUUUAUUGGAUGAUUUGAAAAAGAUUGGCAAUACUUUACAGAAUAUUAUUAAUCAGAAGAGUAAAGAUUUUCCAGUAGAUGUGACUGCAGCUCAGAUACAAUCACAGACAUUCAAUGGAAUCAAGACACAACACAGUUCUGACAAUGAAGAUGACAGACAAGAAAAAGAUGCCUUUUUUGUAUAUGAUGUUUCAGUUAAAGGAAGUUUAUUACCAAAGCCAGUUUCGUAUGGAGGAUUACCGAUGCUUACUAUCAGGGUAGAGAAGAUAGGUCUGAAGGAUGCUGUAUCAUACAUUGACCCAAUCAUCACUGUUUCUGUUAAAGAUGCUAGUGGUAGUGAUAUGACAGCACCACAGGACACACCUAUUGCUAUGAGCAAGGAAGGAAGUUAUUUGAUUUACAAUGUUGAUGUUUUUGUACAGAAAUGUAUUGAUAGUUUGCCAUUAGGUUUUGCAAUAUUUUUUGAAUUGAAGCAUUACAAACCAAAGAAAAAAGAUGUUAGUACUAAGUGCUGGGCCUUUAUGGAGAAAGAUGAAAUCAAAGAGGGACAAGCUGCCUUAGAACUAUACAAGAAACCAACAGAUUUCAAAAGGAAGAAGUUAAAUCUUUUGACAGUAAAACCAUUAUAUUUACAUGUGAAGCUGUUGAUUAAUAUCUAAAUGUUUAUUUACAUUUAAGUUAACUAUAUUAUUUUAUUAUAUAUAUACAUAUCAUUUUAUAUCAGAUCUAAUGAAGAUUUUUUUAUACAGUUUAUUAAGUAGUAUUUUUUUGUAUUAUUAUCUUUUUUUUCAUAACAGAAUUAAUCUGUCAGUAAUAUUUUUUUAAAGUAUUUUAAUUUAUAAGUAUUAUUUUUUGCUUUAAUGGGAGAUAACUGUUGAUUGGAUAAAGGGAUAUAACUGCAAUAGUAAUUGUUUAUGUGUUUUGUAAAAUCAGUUUGUAUGAAAUCCUAUGUUUACAGAUGUAAAGCUGAAGACUAAGUAAUUGUCUACCAAGGAAAAUUAAAUCAGUCUUAAGAAGCAUUUUAGCCAGUUUAAAUUUUUAGAUGAGGUUGUGGGACAUUCUCUUUUUUGCCAAAAUUGUUUUUUUUUUAUAUCAUAAGUUUUGACUGAUAUUUAAUAAAAAGAAAACGAUGGAAAGAAAACAAGUUUCUGGGUUACAUGUUUGAAUUUGUAGUCUUCAACUGUGUUCUCAUUUUUUCCUUCAUUUAUCAGUAAAUCAGUGACUUUAAUCCGAUACUUAAAGUUUGGCAAGGAAACGCCAGGAAGUUAACUUACUGCUUAUGGAAUCCAAAUCUGAACCUCCUUUUUCAGCUAAAAAUAUAGAACUUUUUA
This is a messenger RNA of Mytilus trossulus (common blue mussel), 1747 nucleotides long. RefSeq names its product axin interactor, dorsalization-associated protein-like. Bases 161 to 1075 code for a protein of 304 amino acids. Gene Ontology annotation, molecular function: phosphatidylinositol binding. The transcript has 10 exons. Lineage: Eukaryota; Metazoa; Mollusca; Bivalvia; Mytilida; Mytilidae. The record is from RefSeq and is a predicted model, not a curated record. Gene Ontology annotation, cellular component: membrane.